AUGGCCAAUACUACUCCAACGAAAUCGUUACGACAAUCGGUACGAGACCAAUUGCAGUCGUUUGUGUCGACUCAAGAAGCAACGGGAGAUGCCCUUGCCGUGGAUGUAUGGCGGAUACUCCAAGAAGAAUCCAAGUUGCUCUACGAGACCCAAUGCAUUCGCGACAUGCUCGAUCAAGAUCCCUUUCAAUGCUAUGGCAAUAAUAAUGAUAUCAAAAAAGUCGUCCAACGAUUUCAACAAUGUCUCCAAGUUACCUCCUGUCAUCGACUGGAAAAAGAAGACGAUUAUUGUCUCUAUCAAGCGACGGUACAAAUCAAUACUGCCAAUAAUACUGCAGACGCCACCAUGAAGAAAUCCAACAACAAACCAUCCUCCCCCAUGCACAAGAAACCAAAACGACUACACGCCGCCACUACCUUUCAGCAGCAACUCCAUUUUCAUUACGAACGACAACCUGCCACCGAAACCACCGCCACGGCGAUUUGGUAUUCCAUUGAUGUUUCCAAAAACUAUGGACCCAAACAAAAUUUACUCACCAUUCGAUGUUGGGCGGAUGGAAACAAACCUUCUCGAUUGCCUGCUGUGUCCAUUGAAGAAGAAGCGGGAGAGGAUGACGAUGAUGAUUGGGAGGAUGUAUCAGAAGAAGAAGAAGAUGACAACGAGACAAAAUCAGAGUCAAAGCAGCCACCCAAGAAUGGAACAAAAUCUGCCCAGAAGACUACUGUGGAAUCAAACUCCAAAACAAAUGGAAACGAGGAGGAACCGAAAGAGAAAGACGAUAGAGACCGAUACGCCUGUUUUUUGGAUCCCGAUGUCUUGCAAUCCUUUCAAACUUGUGCCAACCUGACUGAAAUGGAUGAAGCCACCGCAUUCUUCACACUCAUGACCUUUCAAUUCUAUCAACAUGAAUGGGAUCUCGUGGGAUUUGUUCUCGACUCUGUCUUUGGAUACAAUGAUGAAGAAGAAGAAGGUGAGGGCGAAGAAGGCGAGACUUGA
Molecule: messenger RNA, 996 nt
Organism: Seminavis robusta
Lineage: Eukaryota; Bacillariophyta; Bacillariophyceae; Naviculales; Naviculaceae
Source: the annotation of a GenBank genome assembly